Molecule: messenger RNA, 1394 nt
Organism: Erpetoichthys calabaricus (reedfish)
Lineage: Eukaryota; Metazoa; Chordata; Cladistia; Polypteriformes; Polypteridae
Product: N-acylethanolamine-hydrolyzing acid amidase-like
Exons: 11
Coding region: 30-1076 (348 amino acids)
Molecular function (GO): hydrolase activity, acting on carbon-nitrogen (but not peptide) bonds
Source: RefSeq, a predicted model, not a curated record
CUCAUCAUUCUUCCUCCUGCACCUUCCUGAUGCUAAGGCUGAGGAUGAAGUUCUUGGGAAUCUUGUUGCUGUGCAGUUUUGUCUCAGCAGAUUUUCCAGCAAAGACAUUCAAAGUUGAGCUGAAAAGGCCAUCUUCAUACCGUUGGAAGGGCCUCUCAAAAAUCAUAGAUGCUACAGCAGUAAGAACAGCCAUUUCUGACUUAGCGAGGAGGUCCAUUCAGCCAGAGAACAUGUAUUUUCUUGCAAGGAAGAUUGCAGUAAAGGCAUUGUCUCGACUGCCCAAAAGCCAGAAAAAGGAAAUCGUCGGACUGGCAAAGGAGUUGAAAACGGAUAUCGCUGAUAUAAUGCUCUUUAACUUUCUUUAUGAGCGUACAACAUUUAGGGAUGGCACCAGCAUUAUUGCACAAGAUUCUAAUGGGCAUAUUUUUCAUGGAAGAAAUCUUGACAACACGUAUAGUGCUGACUUUAGGAACCUGACGAUUGAAGUCCAGUUUGUUAGGAGGGGCAAGGUUGUCUUCCAAGGAACAACAUUUGUAGGCUACAUAGGCUUAUGGAAUGGAAUGAAGCCUUACAAGUUUGCCAUUACAGCCAACGAAAGAGAUGCAGGAGGCUGGUGGGAAUCGAUGGUUGCUGCCAGGAGUGGAAAUCUUCCUGUAAGCUGGCUUGUGAGAAGAACUUUAGAGCGCUGCAAAGACUAUGACAGUGCACUAUAUAGACUGGUUGGCACUCCACUCAUCAAUGGUGCAAACAUUUUGCUAAGUGGCAUAGAAAAAGAUCAAGGCAUAUCAAUAACUAGAAACAGACUGGGACCCCAGUACAUGGCCAUUUUGAGUAACAAGACCAACACGUGGUACCUGGUUGAUACAACUGCUGAUCCUGGGACAGAUCCUAGCAGGAAAGACACCAGGUCUACAGCACAGAGAUCCCUUGAUGAAACAGGACAGAAGAGGAUUUGUUUAAAUGAGCUGUUCAAGGUUUUGUCUGUUCCAAAAGUCCUCAACCGUGAAACAAUUUACACCACAGUAAUGGAUACCGCUCAGCCUUCUCAGUACAAGUCAAUAAUCAGGACUGGCUAACUUCCACACCGUCGUCAGUCUUCAAGCAGGCUUCAUUGUGAGUAACGUCUGAAGAGGAUCACUCGGGAGCAUUCAUUGCUAGUCUCCAGAAUGGAGUUGCAUGGGAGUAACAGUUGUCGGUGAUUCCAAUGAUGUACAAAGCCUGCUUCCUCUUUCCAGUCCCCAUACUUGGUGAUUUAACAUGCUCCAUACUUUCCACACUGCUUUUUUAUAUUAGCUACCUAACAGUAUUAUAAAGCAAUUUUUGAAUCAAAUCACAGAAUUGCACAUUAUGUUUGCUUCUGCUUGAAUAGAGAAUAAAAAGCAAAUUGCACUGUU